UGGUGCAUGCUCCUGCAUUAACAUCCCCAUGCUUUCACACACUCCUUCUCUCCUCUCGCGGGGAUGCGCGCUAGAGUGGCCGACACGGGGAUUAACGGGAGCCGGUGGACGGGGGCUCUAAACGCGGCGUAACAAGGACCCUGAUACCUCUGUUAUACAUUUUUGUGGAAAAGACUGACGGAUGAAUCGCUUGGCGGCGUCUCCCAGAAUAGAAAGAAGUGCAGGCAGAGAUCCAGCAGCUCAGUACAGACUUGGAAUUUUGAAGAAUUUGCUGUGUUUCUUGCUCACCUUCUGGUGGAAUUCAGGUUUUCAUGACCAUGGAUUAACAAGAGUGAUCCCUUGCUUUGUCCAAAACCAUCUGGAGUGGUUGACCAACUCUUCCCAAGCAGCACCAUGUCAGACUCUGGCUCUAUUGGAAGCUACAACAGCAGUUUUCCAAGUGCUGGUGCCUGGAACAUUAAUGGCAGCGGCCCCUGGUUGCUGGCCUUCCUGCUGACUGUUAUCAUCUUCAUCACCGUGUGUGGCAAUGUGCUGCUCAUUGCCCUGGUGUUUGCCCACCGCUCCCUACGUUGCACCUCCAACUGCUUCCUGGUGUCCCUGUUCCUGUCGGACCUCAUGGUGGCGCUGGUGGUCAUGCCUCCGGCCAUGCUCAACAUUCUGUGCGGGGCCUGGGUGCUCUGGCCGGCCUUCUGCCCUGUGUGGCUCUGCUUCGACGUCAUGUGCUGCAGCGCCUCCAUCCUCAAUCUGUGUGUCAUCAGCCUGGACCGCUACAUCUUCAUCAUCUCGCCACUGCGGUACAAGCAAAGGAUGACCCUCCCUCGGGCGCUGCUCCUGGUGGGGGCCGCCUGGGGGUUGGCGGCGCUGGCAUCCUUCCUGCCUAUUGAGAUGAAGUGGCACAGCUUGGGCUACCUAAGUGGCCAGCCGCCAACUACGGGAGGCGGCUCUGACUUGCCGUACUCGGCGUCCUACUUCCAGGUCUCGCCGCCCGGAGGACUUUACUUUCAGUGUCGCCUGCAGGUUACCCUGCCCUUCGCUCUGGUGGCGUCCGUGCUCACCUUCUUCUUGCCCUCUGGCGCCAUCUGCUUCACCUACUGUCGUAUUCUUCUGGCAGCUCGUAGACAAGCCAAGAGGGUGGCCGCCCUGAGCCAUCCGCCACACCCUCACCCCUCUCUCGGGGAACCAUCCAGGCCUCCUUCACUUGGGGGUACAGCUCAGCAAGAUGGAGAUGACUGCAGCCACCAGCAGCGCCCAGUGUCACAGAAUCUGCCGCCGUCAGUGAACAGCGAGCGUCGCCUGGCUCACAGACAGGGUCGCAGGGCGCUGAAGGCCAGCCUGACGCUGGGAGUCCUCCUGGGACUCUUCUUCUGUGCUUGGCUACCCUUUUUCAUCACCAACAUGGCUCAGGCAGUGUGCGAGUGCGUCCCCCUGGCGCUCUUCGACGCCAUCACGUGGCUGGGCUACUGCAACAGCACCAUGAAUCCCAUCAUCUACCCGCUCUUCAUGAGGGACUUCAAGCGAGCGUUGGGGAAGCUCUUGCCCUGCUCCGCCUCCUCGCGCUCGCCCAGGCAACCCUCGCCGGCGCUCUCAUUGUCCCUGCGCAACUCAGGAGAACCCAACAUCUGCAGCGAGCCCCAGUCCCCCCUGGCCUCAGACACCACGCCCCCGCCGGCCACUGCCACGGACGCCGUGAAUUUAUUGGACGCCGAGCACGCCGGGCUGGACCUGCCUCUUCUUCUGCCCAAUCAGGUGGUCACACUUGACUGACUGAACGGUAAAAUGAAGUUGCACUGACCAAAUUGAUUAAAAGAUGAGAAACUGCAUUAAAUGGAAAUGUGUUGUUGAAAAACAAGGUAUCCCUAAGCACAUUUUCAAUGUACUGUAUGUGAGUGUAGAGAAGAAAAACCUUGGACUCGCUUGAGGAAGAAGUCUUUUGCCGCCACCUGAUGGCUUUCAUGUACAAAUCACUAGACGCUGAAUAUAAGAGGACCUGUCUUUUUAAGACAUUUAUUCUCAGGGAAAAAAUAGUCUUUUUUUGCGACAGCAUGUAUAGUUUAAAUUUAAAACUUCCAUUUAAAACAUGAAUUAGUACACUGUUUAAAGUACAUCCCCAAAACUAUAAAUAAAAACACUUUUUUGUGGUUCAGAUGGUGUAAAGACAAGUGUUUUGCUUUCUGUAUUAAAGUGCAUUUACUAGAAAUGUAAGCCACCACAAUGCAGCCCCGCGCGUAUUUUUGAUGUGUGUUAGCGACCGGAUGAAAAACUGUCGCUUGGGGGGAAAAUUGUUUGACACACCACCUUUAGUUGGCAUGUAUAAAUCUCUAGCUCUGUUUUGUUAAGACUUUUUUUUUAUAGAAGAAAAACAUGCCCUGCUUUAGUGUUGUUUACGUGAAGGUUUGCAUCUAUAAAUGUCUAGAUACCGAAUAUGAGAUGACUUGUCUUUUUGAGACUUUUUUUCAGGGGGAAAAAAAAUACCAUCUUAUAUUGGAGACAAUAUGGUGUACAGUCGUCCCUCGCCACUUUGUGGUUUGAAUUUUGCAGCAUCAAUCUAUCAAUCAUGCUGUUUCGUGGUUGAAUAUGGCCUAUUAUUAGUAAAAACGUUUUGUUUUGCCAAAAUUAAGCAUUUUCAAGCAUAAAAAUGGCUAAAUGAACU
This is a messenger RNA of Dunckerocampus dactyliophorus (ringed pipefish), 2650 nucleotides long. It is a transcript of the gene htr6, whose product is annotated as 5-hydroxytryptamine (serotonin) receptor 6. The record is from RefSeq and is a predicted model, not a curated record. The transcript is spliced from 3 exons. Gene Ontology annotation, molecular function: G protein-coupled serotonin receptor activity; neurotransmitter receptor activity. Gene Ontology annotation, biological process: chemical synaptic transmission; G protein-coupled receptor signaling pathway, coupled to cyclic nucleotide second messenger. Lineage: Eukaryota; Metazoa; Chordata; Actinopteri; Syngnathiformes; Syngnathidae. The coding region runs from base 394 to 1764 and encodes 456 amino acids. Gene Ontology annotation, cellular component: dendrite; membrane.